AUGGAAUCACUGGAACCACCUCUCCAUACUGGUUCUUCCGUGGUGAGCGUUCAAGAGCUCGUCAAAGAAACCUUGGAGGCAAUUCCAGAGAGGUAUGUUCGCCACGACCAGGAACCGCAAAUCCUCUCUGAUAUUCGAAGCACUGAAACGCCAAUCGUUCCAAUCAUUGACUUGGGGAAAUUGUCCUCGGACCAAACUUUGGGUGAUCAAGAAUUGCAGAAAUUGCAUGGAGCUUGCAAAGACUUGGGAAUCAUUCAGCUGGUUAACCACGGGAUAGGCCCUUCUCUGUUGGAGGAUCUAAGGCAUGAAAUCGAAGAAUUUUUCAAGCUCGCCUUGUCGGAGAAAGAGAAGUUCGGGAGAAGGUUGGGAGAGUUCGAAGGCUAUGGGAGUGUCCCACUGUCAGAAGAGAAACUUGACUGGGGUGAUAGGUUCUUAAUGACAGUCAACCCCAUUGCCAAAAGGAACCCUCGACUCUUUCCGGAGCUUCCUUUGUCACUCAGAAACACCUUAGACUCUUACAUUAAGGAGAUGCAAAAGCUAGCCAUGCAGCUACUUUGCUUGAUUUCAAAAUGUUUAGAAAUCGAGAUGAACGAGAUGAAAGAGUUAUUUGAAGACGGCUUUCAAAUUUUGAGGAUGACAUACUAUCCUCCGUGCCCACAGCCAGAGCUUGUUGUCGGGUUGACACCGCACUCGGAUAGUUGCGGCAUCACCAUUCUCCACCAAAUUAACAAUGUUGAUGGCUUCCAAAUUAAAAAGGAUGGAAUUUGGACACCUGUUCACAUUCUACCAGAUGCAUUUGUAGUGAAUGUGGGAGAUACCAUGGAGAUUCUUACCAAUGGUCUUUACAAUAGCAUUGAGCACAGAGCCACGGUGAAUUCGAUAAAAGAAAGGAUCUCAAUUGCCAUGUUCUUCAACCCUAAGCUGGACUCAGAAAUUGGCCCAAUCCAAUCUCUAAUGACUAAGGAAAGCCCAGCUUUAUUUAGGAGGAUUAAGACGGAGAAAUAUGUUAAUGAUUACUCUUCCCAUAAGCUUGAUGGAAAGUCAUAUUUAGAGAAGUUAAAGCUUCGGACGGAGAAGGCUGUUGCAUUUGAAGUGGAGUGAACGAGGAUUCUGGAAGAUCCUUGGUGACCAACCUUAAUUGACGAGUGAAGCAUACUAAAGACAUUAUGCAUUCAACAAGAGUUUGUCGCAUCAUAUUGUAAAUAUAUAUAGUAAAUCAUUUUCUAUGUUGCUUAUAGUAUUGGGUGUUAUAGCACUGUUUGUCGAAAAAGCAUAAUGCUCUGUAACAUAGCCAUUUUGUUAUACCAGUAUC
Eucalyptus grandis is the source of this 1312-nucleotide messenger RNA. Its product is annotated as codeine O-demethylase-like. Bases 1 to 1101 code for a protein of 366 amino acids. Lineage: Eukaryota; Viridiplantae; Streptophyta; Magnoliopsida; Myrtales; Myrtaceae. The transcript is spliced from 4 exons. The record is from RefSeq and is a predicted model, not a curated record.